GGAAAGAAAAAGAUGGCGGCGAGUUACGGGGAGUAGGAGGAGCAAGUUGUUGCUUUCUCGAUUUAUUUAUUUUGCAGUUAUUUAGUUAGACGGGUAUGCCACCGAUUUUAAGGCGGAGAAGGUCUUAUUGAUAUAAUACUAUUAGAAGCGAUGGCUUCUAUAGAAAAAUUAGUAAAGUCUUUCGAAGCUUUAAAGCUCGUUCAAUCGUCUGCAGGAGGCGAAGAACCGCUACUUAAGAAAAAAGAAACUGUCCUGACUAAGAAAGAGAAGAUCAUUCACUGUAGCAACAUUGCAGAUGUAAUUUGCACCAGUAGCAUACGGACUUACUCGGAGUUCCCCAAGCUGCUGGGGAUCUCGGUGGAGAGCUUCUUUUUCUGCUGCGACGAUGAGGACAGUGAUGUGCGCAUGGUGGCUGACGAAUGUCUGAACCGUACAAUAAAGACCCUCCUGGAUUCGCACCUGGGACGCUUGCAGGCAGAGCUGUACAAGGAGAUCAAGAAGAAUGGCCAGAGUCGCAGCCUAAGGGUGGCCCUUGGCAAAUUUGGGGAUUUGUGCCACUUGAUCAAGGCUCAGAAAUGCAGGCCCUACACGGUGAACCUGCUGCCCUGCUUGGUGCACAUCAGCCAGCGGUCAGAGGAGGAGGCUGUCCAGGAGGCCUUGGCCAACACGCUGGUGCGGGCGAUGCCCGUGCUGGGACAGUUCACCAACGACAAGGACAUCAAGAUGCUGCUGCGAACGUUUCUGGCCAACCUGUCGUGCCCGUCGGCGCUGGUGCGUCGCUCGGCGGCUCUGUCCCUGGUGACCGUCUGUCAGUAUUCACGCAAGCCCAACGUCUUCUUUCUCUGGCUGCUCACCGACCUGUUUGCCCUGGUGCUACCGGUUCAGGAGGGGCACCCAACGCACACAGUGGUAGGAGUGCUGGUGUGCCUGCGCCACCUGAUCCCCCACCUGGGCACCCGGCCCCCCCGGGAGGCGCCUGCACCGGCAGACAGGGCUGGCCCCACCCUGGAGCACUUUCUGAAGAUCUACGAACUGCUGCUCCACCACGUGGGAAACACAGAGCAGUCGGUAGUGACAGCAGCGCUGGAAGCGCUUCAUCAGCUGCUGACGACGCCGCCCCCACCGCUGGUGCAGGCCCUACUCAGCACCAGUGGAAUCAGCCAGUCGUACAUCCAUGCGCCCAGCCACAGACCGGCGUCUGGAGCAUCAGGAAUGGGUUCGUCUCUCAACAUAGAGGAGGAGGUUGAGCUCAUGGACGACAAUGAAGACCCACCAUUGGGACGCUGUGCAAUGGCGAGUCGGGCGUCGUCCGAGCACCCGUCGGAGACUGAGGAUGUGCCCUUCUCAGAGGCAAGCGUGGCUUCCUGCGAGGACUCUGACUUUUCUAGCACUACCCCUGCCCAGCUACUCGGCCUGGACAGCCCCUUGCGUCAUCCGGGCUCCCCAAGAAGGCUGGACCCGAGGCCAGAUGAAGAGGGCGACAGGUCCUCGGUUUGCUCCUCUCCCAGGAUCGACCUCGUGUUUGGCAACCCUGGGUUAUACCUGGACGAAGACGUGGCACUCAAGUACUGUGCGCGCCUGCUGGCGUCGUCCUUUCUCCUGACGGGCAUGAGUGGCGUGGUGAUGCCCGACUGCCAGGUGCGCGUGAGCGUGAAGGUGCUGGCUAUGGGCUGCCUCACGCGCGUGCUGCUACUCUACCCGCCGGCCCUGUUCCUGGACCUGCAUGUUGGCCAGGACGAGGAUGAGGCGCAGAAGAUCUGGGACGUGCUGGAGUUUGUGAGCCACCCGGACCCCCAGCUGUGUGGCCAGACAGCACUGCUGGUGGGGCACUACCUGGGCUGCACGCUGCGGCUGGCCAGUCACGGCUGGGAUCGCUGGGCUCGCAGGCAGACCAUGAGAUCAGACGUUCCCCAGCUGGCGGAUCUGGUGGACAAGAUAAGUGGGGUGGUGCGCAGCCCCUCGUCUGUGUCUUGCCGCACUGGGCUGCAGGCCACUCGCCUGUGCGUGGGGAGCCUGCUGCGGUCGUGCCACGCCCACCUGGUGCCAGCCCUGCUGGAGGCCUGCAUGAAGCUCAAGGACAACACCUACUGGCUGGUCAAGGUGGAGCUUGCCGAGAUGAUUGGAGAGCUGUCAUUCCGUGCCUUGCAACACCUGGAGGCUGUGUCGGGCUGCGUCUGGAGAAGCGUCUGCCCACGCAUGGCCACCUACCAGGAGGUUCUGGUGCAGGGCAUUCUCCUGGACCUCCUGGGAGACGAGGACAUCCGCGUCAGGACUGCGGUCACUGCUUCCCUCUCCAAGUGCAUCCCGCAGCUGUACUAUGCUGAGGAGCAGCCCGGCGAGAGCGCAGUGUCGGCCGAGGCGGCGGCGGAAAGCAGUCUCCUGCUUGGCUGGCUCCUGCAGGACACCUGGAGCUCAGGACCCCCCCGGGUACACGGCCUGGUCGCUCCCUUCUGCUGCCGGGCACAGGGCGCCGCCCAUGCCGAGGCGGCCCUCUCACGCCUGCUGCACUUGCUCCGCCGUCGCCUGCUCACCUCCUCCAACAAGCACCUUCUGCACGGCGUCUGCCAGGCACUGUCCCAGCUGGUGGUGGACUACCCCGUCACGGUGUACUCCUUUGCAUGGACCAGCGCCCUGGGUUCGCCCGUGUCAUCAUCUCUCACUUUGCGGUCUCAAGCCAGUGUCAGUUCCAGCGGCCUGCACGAGGGCUCCACGGGCGGUGGCUUGCUGGUGCACCUCGUGGCCCUGCUGUCGCCCCUGGCCCUGGACCUGCACGUGCACCAGCACCUGCUCACCGUGGCCGGACACCUGCUCGCAGGGGCCUGCUUUGGGUGCCUCCAGCCGCAGGACAUUGAGGCCGUGGCCAGCCAGGACGGAGAGGAGCCGUGGGCCUCGAUGCGCGACCGCCACCUGGUGCCGCUGCUUGACAGGCUCUUCCAGCACGCCAUGAGGCUCCUGAACGUGUUUGCCCACAUCCUGGAGGAGCAGGCGGUCCCCACACGAGGGGGGCUCGGCCUGUCGGGGAGCCCCGCCCUGAGCCCCAUCCGACGCCGGAGCAGAGGCCGUGAGGAUGCUCCAGCCAGCACCGGCAACACAGCCAAGGCGGCCACGGGGAAGCCUGCUUCGGAAGUGGCCAGCAAGACGCCUGUGGGACUGGGCCACUUUGCUUCCCUGCCGCAGUACCUCAAGCUCUACGAGGUCCUCAAGGCAGCCCAUUCCAACUACAAGGUGUCGCUGGACUCUGGCAGCAGCGAGAAGUUUGUGGGGCUGCUACGUGCGGCCCUGGUGGCCCUGGGCCAGCUGUUGGAAGUGGCCCAGCUGCAGGACGUGCACGGCCACGUGGAGGAGUUGCUGGGGUACCUGCGCCUGGCCAUGGCCGUGGAGCCCCUAGCCACGGUGGAAUGUGUGCGCCAGCUGCUGAAGGCCCUGUUUGGGACGAACCUGACGAGCCUGUGGGAGGGCACCAGUGAGGCGCUCCCGGCCACCCUGGCGCCCUCGACGGGGCUGUACCACAACUGCUGCUCGGGUCCCUACGCCGGCCUCUCGAAGCUGCUGGCCGGCUACAGCGCUCGGUCGCCUCUUCUGACCGCCGAUGCCACCGCACUUGGAAGUUGGCUGAGCUGGAUGAGGCGCGGCUGCGAGAAGAAGAUCUCGACGCUGCUCAAGCCCGGCAGCAAGAAGGGCAAGGCGGUUCUGGCGGCCCACAUUCGGCUCUUUGAGCCCGUCGUGCUCCAGGCGCUAAAGCAGUACACGGUGUCGAGCAGCGCUCACCUGCAGGCGAGUGUCUUGGACCUGCUGGCACAGCUGGUGCACCUGCGAGUCAACUACUGCCUCCUGGACUCUGACCAGAUCUUCAUCGGCUUCGUCAUCAAGCAGUUUGAGUUCAUCGAGGAAGGCCAGGUCCUGCAUGCUCAGGUGCUCAUUCCCCAGAUCUUCUACUUCUUGGUGCUGCUGUCGUACGAACGCUACCAUUCGAAGCCCAUCAUCAGCAUGCCGGAGAUCAUCCAGCUCUGCGACCGUCUGAUGGCCAGCGGCCAGCCGCCGGACAAGUAUGUGAUCCCAGCUCUUCAGGCGAUAGUGGAAGACCUGUUCCUGUUGCCAAGUGCUAACCGGACCGACUCACGCAAGGAGCUCGAGACACAACGGGAAGUGGUGGUCUCUGUGCUCCUGCGGCUUGUACAAUACCCAGAGGUCCUAGAGCUGCUUUUGGCCGUGGUUCACCACAGCUACCAGGAAGGAGAAGACAGGUGGAAGAAGUUCUCGAGGCAACUCAUCGACGUGAUCCUGCCCCUCAUGUCACAGCUGCAGGUACGCCUGGACAACCGCCAUGCGUUAAACGUGCUCCAGAGACUCUUUGACUCAGUAUCGCCUAGUGUCUUUCGACCUGUGGACAUCCUGCUCAAGGCCUUGUUAGUGAGCCCCACUGAACCGACAGCGUGCUUCCCUGCGGAGCGCUGGAUGUGCCUGGUCCUGGCGAGUGUGCGGGUGCUGCUGGCCCAGACGAGGGAGGAGGUGGUGCUCUCGCGGCUGGCCGACCUAGCACUGCCCCUGAGGGUGCCUCAGGCGCUGGCGCCCGAAGCCCUCUACGACCCCCUCGACCUUCAGUCCCUUGGUGACAACACAGAGAAGGCUGUGGCAAGGUACCUCAUUCAGGUUGUGAAUGUCUAUGGGAAGCACCUGUGCAAGAUUUUGCUGCAGAGCCCUGGCGCGGAGGCCAUCUUCCCUUUCCAGCAGAUGUCGUGCCUGCUGUUGUACCUGACCCAUAUGUUUCAGUCGGGGAGCUUCCGUCGUGUAGCCACGGCGGCCAUGGAAGCGGUGCACGCCGAAUCAAGUGCCGGCACCGAGGUGUGCGGCAUUGAGGAGACAAAUGAGCAUUUCCUGUCGCUGGCCUACGCGUACCCGACCCUGACGGUGCAAUGGUGCAACAUCUUGACCCUGGUGAACUACGGACAGCAGGGCUUCUGGUCGAGACUUCUGUGGCCAACGUCGCAGCCCUUGUCACCUCGCAGGAAUCGCAGCACACCCGCAUACUCGUGCAGCUCUGAGCUGGUGUCCCAGGCAGGCCUCAUCUUGCUCUGUGACUACCUGUGUGAAAACAUCUAUGAUGCAGAACCAAUGACGUGGCUCAUUGUGAACCAUGUGAGCGAAAUCAUACAUCUCUCUUCAGAGCCCCCUGUGUCUGACUUCAUCAGUGUGAUACAUCGAAACCCGGCUGCCAGCGGCCUCUUUGUGCAGGCUGUGCUGACGCGAUGUGAAACUCGAAGCAGUGCGUCCUUUGUGGGUCGGCUGCUGGGCUGCCUGGAGGGCAUCCACCCGGCCCAGUGUGGGGCCCUGCUGGCCCUGUUGGUGGAGAAGGUAUUGCCCACGCCCCACCUGUGCCUGGCCCGGUCGUGCGAGGCUUUGGCUCAGCGCCAGGUGGAGCUGCUUCUCGCCCAGCCCAGCUCCUCUCUGCAAGAGCUGGCACGCCUGCCCGAGUUCAUGCGGGCCACCAGGCUGCACCGCAGGCACCCGCACCUACUGGCGCUGCUCGAGAAACUGCUCAAGGGAGACCCCACCCAGCAGCUGGCCUCUGGAGAAGCAGUGGACGCAGCCGGUGCACCUAAGUGGAGCGUGAACAAGGAAUGGUUUCUGUGCCAAGUGCGGGAGCGCUGCUGUUCAGGACAAGCUUGGCCCAUGGAAUGCUCUCAAUUGCUGGCCAACUUGGGCUACGAAGAUGCUCAGGCCAUUUUGCAACUGAAGGACGUGAGCCCCGCCAUUGUGUGUGCCAGCCUGCGGCUGGGGGCGCAGCGGUGCGGCACGGCCGAGUCGGCGCUGUACCGGGCGGCCCGGUCCAGCGUGCUGAGCCGACUGCGGCGGCUUGUGGCGCAAGUUCCCCAGCUAGCGGCUGCAGAGUGCCCCAGGGACCUGGCUGCCCUGCUGGCGGACGGCCCGCUCUGGGAUGCCGUGGGCCGCCUGGCCCCACCCACGGCGGCCUACCUGGAGGGCCUCACCUCACUGGCGGCCGACGUCCCCAUGGAUGGCCUCGAGGACCUUGUCAGGUUUGCCGUGCUCUGUGCCGAGGCGAUCCGGUGGACCACGGACAGUCCGGAGCGCUUCUCAUGCAGCCAGCUGGAGGCCUUCCUGCGAGCAUUGGACUGUGUGCUGAGCUGCCCGAGCCUGGCUUCUCUGAUGGGCCUCCCCGAGCAUGCCAGCUGGGUCUGCUCGGUCGCGGCAGCAAUCUACCACCUCGUCUCGCAGCUGAAAGGGUGGAGGAGCUUCCCGGUGGCCCUGCAAGAGCCCCCGGCCGACUCCCUGGCUGCAGGGCGGGCUCCGGUGCGGGAGGCAUGUGUCCAGGUGGCCGAGCUGGUGGGCUGGCUCGAGCAUGCCGGAAGGGAGCCCCACAUCCCCACUUUCAUCCGCACCAUGCUGCACAGAGUUAUCACAGGUGUGGCCCGGCUACCCCUGGUGAACGGCUUUGCCCGCACGCCCCCCGUCCUGUGGCAGAUGCAGUGGGCCCCCCAGUGGGAGGCACCCGUCCCGCCCCCUCCGGCCGACUGGUUGCUGGACCGGGACCUGCUGCACGAGUACAUCUACCGGGCCAACCUUCUCGGCUGGAUCUCGCGACAGCAGUUCGAAGAGACGUGGAUGGCCCUAUUGGGCGUGCUCAACACGUCGCCAUCAAGCGAGCGAGAGACCCCCGAGGAUGAACAGGAGCGCACAGCAGUGCAGUGUCUGUCUGUACGCUGCAUCACCAGCCUGCUGCUGCAGUCCUUGCGGCUCCCACAGCCAGGCAACCCACACAGUAGCAGCCUGCUGCACCAGCCCCGUGACAAGCCCUUUGCCUUCGUGCACACGAGGUGUGGGAAACGACUUCAGGCUGUUCGAACACCAGUUCACGAGGCGUUGCUGAAGAUGCUCAAACUCAAAACCAACAUGGCCUGGGGUCGUUCCAACAUUGACAAGUUCUGCCGUUACUCGGACUACUCACUUGGCCAGGUGUCCGUGGAGUACAUGUGCGUGGCGGUGGGGCUGGCCGAGGACGUGGCGAGUGCCUCAUCACCGCUCUCGUCAUCGUCGUCGUCGUCGUCGAGCCAGCACUCGCCGCCCGGGGGCAGUGCGGGCUGCCUACGACGGGAGGCCGGCCUGGCAGCGGCUGGGCUGGACCUGCGCUCAUGCCUGCACUUCCUGCUCGACCUGUACACCCAGUGGCUUGGCCCGCCAGAUGCCAUCGGCCAGCCACUUCUCACGGAGACCAUUCGUUCGGUGGUGAUGCUCUCGGACAUCUUCAUGGAAAGCUCACAGUUCGACUGGAUGCUGAGCCUCUUCAUGGACAUGUACCGGCACCACCCCAGCGAAGAUGAAGUGCUUGCUCAGUACCUGGUCCUGGGCAUCGCCAAGGCAGCAGCAGUUGUCGGCCUGGAUUGGGACAUGCAGGAGAAGAUGCGCAAGUUUGUGGAUCUCGGACUGCACAGCCCGAUGCCGUCGACGCAGCUGCUGUCACUGCACGGGCUGCUGUACCUGCUGGCACAGCCGGGUGACGCGGCCGCGCCUCUGCUGCCCUCUGCCACAGACUACUUGGCGAGGCACCUCGACGAUUCGACACUGAAGGACAGUGAGCUCGGCAUGCUAGCUGUUUGGGCCCUGGCUUUCUUCCUGGCCGAGAACUACCCCAAGAAACAGGACCUCACCUCCAGGAUUGUCCAGGCAAGCCUGGGCCUGUGCAGCGGAGGAGAUGGCAUCCCGCAGUCGCUGCACCUUUGCAUCCUUCACGGACUUGAAAGGCUGCUCUUGGCAGACAUCGUUGACAGCCAAGACAGCCAACUCGUUGUGAAAGUGUGCGUCGACCGUGUGCGACAUGGCAAACCUGGGGAGUCCCUGUCGGCUCUUGGAGUUAUGCUGUCGGCGCUUUACAUAGCCCAAGGAGUGAACAAGCGCCGGUCACAGCCGUCCAUCGAAAUGGAGCCAGCCAACAGUGAACAGCGGGCUGCUGCCCUUGAGCGUGCCACUCUGCUUUUUGAUCGGAUCAAGAGGGGCUACCCGUUUGAGGCGGACCUCAUCAGCCAGAUCCUGCCGGGUUUCCUGGGCGAGUUCUUCCCUGCCCAGGACAUUUUGAACAAGGUGAUUGGGGAGUUCCUGUCGAACCAGCAGCCCCACCCCCAAUUCCUCGCCGCGGUGCUGUUCAAGGUGUGCGAGGGCCUUCACGAGGGAAACCACGAGGAACUCAUGCACGACUGGGUGCUGCUGUCGCUCUCCAACUUCACUCAGCGGUCACCACUGGCCAUGGCCAUCUGGAGUCUCAGCUGCUGCUUUGUGGCGGUCACCGCCACAGUCUGGCUUCGUGCAUUGUUCCCGCUGAUCCGGGGCCGGAUGGGCCUGCUCGAGGAGCACGAUCGGGAGCUCUUCUACAUCUCGGCCCUGGACUUUGAGCGGCAGCUGGCCAGGGACCAGCACAGGGCGCAGUUCCACAGCGUGGUGAGGAGCGUGGCCCACCCAGACACUCCGUACGCCGAGCUGCUCAAGCGGCUGCCCCAGCCGUCCUAGGAGCCCAGCGAUGGAGCAAUUGCAUCUCAUAAUGGUGGCCUCUGCGGACGCUGUACAUAAGCCUUUUGAAGCUGAAACCACGGCUUGAAGCCUCCCGACAUUCCAGAGUGCUCUCCAAUGCCAGCGCUGGAGCAGCACUUUCUCUUCUUGGCUCACGUUUGGCAGCACUCCUGAGGGGAUGCGAAGCAUGCUAGUCAGGUUGGUCGCCCACUUGGCAUCUGUGGAUGCAGGAAUCGAGUAUUGCAUCGGCGCAAGCCAAACCAAUCAACUUGUACAGCCCGUUUGAAUAAAUUGAAGCAAGGAAGUGUUGGAA
Messenger RNA from Ixodes scapularis (black-legged tick), 8830 nucleotides. It is a transcript of the gene htt, whose product is annotated as huntingtin. Gene Ontology annotation, cellular component: nucleus; cytoplasm. The transcript has 57 exons. The record is from RefSeq and is a predicted model, not a curated record. The coding region runs from base 151 to 8517 and encodes 2788 amino acids. NCBI's taxonomy places the organism in Eukaryota, Metazoa, Arthropoda, Arachnida, Ixodida, Ixodidae.